Exophiala dermatitidis NIH/UT8656 is the source of this 1332-nucleotide messenger RNA. RefSeq lists its product as uncharacterized. Gene Ontology annotation, biological process: pyrimidine nucleotide-sugar transmembrane transport. The transcript is spliced from 3 exons. Gene Ontology annotation, cellular component: Golgi membrane; intracellular membrane-bounded organelle. The record is from RefSeq and is a predicted model, not a curated record. Gene Ontology annotation, molecular function: pyrimidine nucleotide-sugar transmembrane transporter activity. Bases 1 to 1332 code for a protein of 443 amino acids. Lineage: Eukaryota; Fungi; Ascomycota; Eurotiomycetes; Chaetothyriales; Herpotrichiellaceae.
AUGGCGAAUAAAUGGAUAAUCCCAUUCCUCGUGGGAAUGAUGCUGUUGACGGGCUGCUCGAACACGAUCCUCACCAAGUACCAAGAUCAACAAUGUGUUCGCAACUGCGACGACAAGAACCCCAAGCACCACCAGACGUUUGAGCAGCCGGUCAUCCAAACUGUUCAGAUGUUCAUUGGAGAAAUGGGCAGCUGGAUCGUCAUUCUGGGGUUCUACCUCUAUCGCCUGAUUGCCCUACGCUACAGCGACGCGCCUCUCCUAUAUCGGCCUGUGAACACAGACGAAGAGCAAGAGGAGGAAGAAGACGACGAUACAGUCCGUCCGACAUCAUCACGAGGUGCAGGUGCCGCGAGUCCAGCACUGAAACCGCUUUACCCCAACGCCGACGACCGAGCACCACUUGAAGGAUGGAAGCUCGUGCUGUUGGGACUUCCGGCCUGCUGCGACAUUGCCGGGACGACGCUGAUGAACGCCGGCCUGUUGUUCGUGGCGGCAUCCAUCUACCAGAUGACGAGAGGAGCACUGGUCUUGUUCGUCGGAUUGUUCAGCGUCGUGUUUCUGAAGAGACGAUUGUUUCUGUACCACUGGGUGUCGUUGCUGAUUGUGGUGCUGGGUGUGGCUCUCGUGGGCCUUGCCGGGGCCAUCUACUCGGGCGACAAAAACGCGCAAGGAUCAACAGAUGCGGAACUACUCCUCCACGAGACCCUACUCAGUGUUCGAGAUGCGGUCGUGGUUCAAGCCACUGAUCCGGCGGUCCUGAAGACAGUGCUGGGAAUCUGUCUGAUUGCUUUUGCGCAGAUCUUUACGGCCACUCAGUUCUGCCUGGAAGAAUGGAUUCUGGAAAACUACGCUCUGGAACCACUCAAAGUCGUGGCUUGGGAAGGUCUCUUUGGCUUCAUCGUCACUGUCGUGGCCCAGGUCAUUCUUCACUUCACAGUCGGCAUUUCCAAGAGCGGGAAAUAUGGUUAUUUCGAUGCUGCUGAGGGAUAUCGUCAGGUUCUGACAAAUCGAGCCAUUGGCAUUUCUAGUCUGGCUAUCAUGGUGUCCAUUGGCGGGUUUAACUUUUUCGGUUUGUCGGUGACCAGGACGAUUUCGGCCACCUCUCGAUCCAUCAUUGACACUUGUCGCACUCUGUUUAUCUGGAUUGUCUCGUUGGGUUUGGGAUGGGAGACUUUCAAGUGGCUCCAGGUGGUUGGGUUUGCUUUGCUCGUCUACGGCACGUUCAUGUUCAAUGACCUGAUCAGACCACCGAUCAAGGCUCUUUUGCCACGGGCUCAAGAGGCAGAAGAGCGUGGUGAACUUUUGCCGGAAGAGCCGAUCGAACAUAUGUAG